AUGUGGACUUUAUUGACCGGAUUCUAUCAAUAUUUAACACAAAAGGAUGAUUAUUACAUCCUGAUUGUGGGCCUUGAUAAUGCGGGUAAGACGACUUACCUUGAACAAACCAAAACGAAAUAUUGUCCAAAUUACAAAAUGAUGAAUCCAUCAAAAAUAACAACGACUGUUGGCUGUAAUAUAGGCACGAUUGAUAUCGGUAACAUUCGCUUAAAUUUUUGGGAUUUAGGUGGUCAAGAAGAGUUACAAUCGCUAUGGGAUAAGUACUAUGCCGAUUGUCAUGGCAUUAUCUAUAUCAUUGAUAGUGCGGAUCGUGAACGUCUGGAAGAGUCAUGGCUAAUAUUCGAUAAAAUGAUUCAAUCCGAACAGUUAACCAAUGUUCCAUUAUUAGUUUCGUGUAACAAGCAAGAUAUCGAACAAUGUAUGACUGUUCCAGAAAUCAAACGAACAUUUAAUCGCUCAACAGCGAAAAUUGGUGUACGUGAUUGUAUGGUUUUAGCUUGUUCGGCUCUGUCAGGUGAUGGAAUCAACGAAUCAAUCAAUUGGAUGAAAGAUUGCAUUGUUCGAAAUUCCAUGAUGCGGCCACCGAAACGGCAAGAUAUUGCAUAG
Messenger RNA from Adineta ricciae, 609 nucleotides. The record is from the annotation of a GenBank genome assembly. NCBI's taxonomy places the organism in Eukaryota, Metazoa, Rotifera, Eurotatoria, Adinetida, Adinetidae.